This is a messenger RNA of Gopherus flavomarginatus (Mexican gopher tortoise), 2086 nucleotides long. RefSeq names its product acyl-CoA thioesterase 12 (gene ACOT12). Lineage: Eukaryota; Metazoa; Chordata; Testudines; Testudinidae. Gene Ontology annotation, molecular function: acetyl-CoA hydrolase activity; lipid binding. The coding region runs from base 1 to 1677 and encodes 558 amino acids. The record is from RefSeq and is a predicted model, not a curated record. The transcript has 15 exons. Gene Ontology annotation, cellular component: extracellular exosome.
AUGGAGCCUGCCGAGGGGCAGAGCAGCGGCCAGGUGCUCAUGUGCCAGCCCAUCUACGCCGCGCACCGCGGGGAGCUCAGCGCCGGCCAGCUCCUCAAGUGGAUCGACACCACCGCCUGCCUGGCAGCUGAAAAACAUGCUGGUGUAUCCUGUGUGACAGCGUCAGUGGAUGACAUACAAUUUGAAGAGACUGCCAGAGUUGGACAAAUUAUCAUCAUCAAAGCAAAGGUAAACCGAGCAUUCACUACUAGCAUGGAAGUUGGUGUCAAGGUUACAGUACAGGAUAUCUUGACUAGUGUUCAGAAACUUAUUAGUGUGGCUUUCUCUACAUAUGUAAUAAGACCAGUUGGUGAUGGAAAGGUUAACUUAAAACCAGUCAAGCUGCAGUCUCCACAAGAUCAUCUGGAACAUAGUCUGGCUAUUGAGAGAAGAAGAAUCCGACUGGACCAUGAACGUGUUUUUGAGACCCUAAUGCAAGAGAGUAAUAUGGAAGAUCGUCACUUUGAUAAUGUAAGUGAUAUAGAGGAAGAUACCAUUUCAACUGAUCUAACCCAUGUGCAGAGCAUUGAACUUGUCCUACCUUCUCAUGCAAACCAUCAUGGAAAUACAUUUGGUGGCCAGAUUAUGGCAUGGAUGGAGACAGUAGCUACUAUUUCAGCCAGCCGUCUCUGUCAUUCAUAUCCCACCCUGAAAUCAGUUGAUAUGUUUAAAUUCCGGGGACCCUCCACUGUUGGUGAUCGUCUUUUCUUCAAAGCAAUAGUUAACAACACAUUUCAGAAAAGUGUUGAGGUUGGCGUUCGUGUUGAGGCCUACAACUGUGAGGAGUGGACCAUAGGCCAAGCACGGCAUAUUAACAGCGCUUUUCUGAUUUUUAAUGCUGUAAAUGACAAAGGAGAGCUCCUCACCUUUCCCAGAGUCAAACCCACUACGAAGGAUGGUUUGAGAAGAUAUCAUGGAGCUAUUGCACGCAGAAGAAUUAGACUAACCAGAAAAUACAUCCUUUCCAAUAAGGAAGACACUCCUUCCUCUGAUCUCUGGGAUACAAGCAACCAGGCAUACUUGAGUUACAGCAAUGUAGCCACCCUGACAGUGCUGGCAACAAAAUGUGGAUGGGAAAUAACCAGCACUCUGGAAAAUAUAAAAAUAUUCACACAUGAGGAAAGUGAUACCUUGUCUGUCAAGGUAGAAAUGCAAGUGAGGAUACCAUCAAACCUAGCGUUCUUCCUUUUGUCUGACUUCAGACUCCGCAGGCAAUGGGACAAACAUUACUUAAUGUGUGAGGUCAUAGAGAAUGUGAAUGAAGAUGAGAAAAUAUAUCACAUUACAUCGCCAUCAGUGAAUGGAGAUAAACCCAAAGAUUUUGUAGUUCUUGUGUCUCGAAGACAGCCCUGUAAGACUGGUGAUCCUUACAUAAUAGCUGUGAUGUCAGUUACCCUGACAUCUGUGCCACCUUCUCCAACCUAUUGCAGAAGUGAAAUCCUAUGUGCAGGAUUCCUGAUCCAUAGUGACGGCAACAACUCCUGUACGGUGUCUUACUUUAACCAAGUUACCUCUGGUGUUCUGCCUUACCUUGCUGCAAAUCUCACUGGCUCAUCAAAAUCCACUGAGGACACCGCUUCUGCAUGCAUCAGGUUCUUGGAGAUAGACAAUAGCAAGAUUUACAGUAUUUUGUUUUAAGUAAAGUAUUAAGGGAGCUCUGAAGAUUAUAAAAAAAUGUUAAGUGCUGCAUGCAAACACGAGGAUUCUCAAUAUCUAUAUCAUCUACUACAGUAGUUCUCAACCAGGAGUCUGGGGCCGCCAGCAAAUUUUAAUGGAGGGCUGCCAAGCAGGGGCCAACAUUAAACUCACUGCGGUCCAGGAAAGAAAGCCAAAGCCCCACCAUACAGGGCUGACAAGUGGGGCCCCGCCAUCCGAGGCUGAAGCCAAAGCCCGAGCAACUCAACUUUGCAGGGCCCCAGGCAACUGUCCUGGUUGCUACCACCUAACACCGGCCCUGGCUUUUAUAUGCAGAAAACCAGUUGUGGCACAGAUGGGCUGUGGAGUUUUUAUAGCAUGUUGUGGGGGGACGGGGCUCAGAAACAAAAAG